AACAAUAAUAAAUUCACCUCCCACAAGACACAUAGAAGAGAGAGAGAGAGAGAGAGAGCGUUUUCGUUUCUCUCAUACAUAUAUACUCAAACUUAUACACAUAAAUAAAACCACAUCAAAAUUCUAAGAAUUCACCACCCUUAUUUUUUUUUGCUCUCUGUUUAUAUUUUUAUUUUAUUUAUUUUUUCUCAUAUAUCAACUGCUGUAAUUGUUCUUUGAGAAAAAUAGAGACUAUGCUAGGAGACUCAGCUGUUUUGAGUGGCGGUGGAGAUGCAGCAGCAACACCCAACAUGACGGCCGAAGCGGCGGUUGCUGGUGGUGGAGUUGGAUCAAAUUCAGAGAGUGAUGUUGAAAGAAGUAGAAUUGAUGAAGGUGAACGUAGCUUCAGCGGUAACCGGUGGCCGCGACAAGAAACUAUGGCCCUUUUAAGGAUACGAUCGGAUAUGGACACAACCUUUCGAGAUGCAAGUGUUAAAGGUCCUUUGUGGGAUGAAGUUUCAAGGAAGCUAGCAGAACUUGGGUACCACAGAAGUGCAAAGAAAUGCAAAGAGAAAUUUGAAAAUGUUUAUAAGUAUCACAAGAGAACAAAAGAUGGUCGCGGUGGAAAAUCAGAUGGUAAAACUUAUCGAUUUUUCGAUCAAUUAGAAGCUCUUGAUCAUUUUCAUAACCCUCCUUCAAAUCAUCCUCAACCUCAAAAUCAACCACAAAUUUCUGCACCAACAAUCGCACCGCCACAAGUUGUUACAACAACUGCAACAAUUUCGAUCCCAAUUGCAGAACCAGCAACAAUUCCAAUGUCAUUGCGCCCGGUGGUUAACACAACUCUUAGUAUCCCCAAUGCAAGUGUUCCAUUAAUUCCCAUGCCUCAGAACAAUAUUGUAACUACUCAAUCAAUUAUGAAUAUGAACCAAACAAUCCCUUCUAAUCCUUCAACAAAUUUCCAACCAUCAACUAUAAAUCCUGCUACCAUCGCCUCUCUUCCGUCUUUCCCUAACAUUUCAACAGAUCUAUUUUCAAAUUCCAUGGCGAGUUCAUACUCGACUUCUUCUGAUGACACAAUGGAAGAAGGAUCCAGAAAGAGGAAGAGAAAAUGGACUAACUUUUUCGAGAGACUGAUGAAGGAAGUGAUUGAGAAACAAGAGGAUUUGCAUAAGAGAUUCUUGGAAGCUAUUGAAAAACGCGAACAAGAUCGAAUGGCUAGAGAAGAAGCUUGGAGAGAACAAGAGAUGCAAAGAAUCAAUAGAGAGAGGGAAAUUCUUGCACAAGAAAGAUCUGUAUCUGCAGCAAAAGAUGCUGCAAUUAUGUCUUUCUUGCAAAAAAUUGCUGAACAACAAAAUCUUGGACAAGCAUUGAAUAUCAUCAACAUUGCACAACCACCACCACCACCACAACAACAACCACAAAAACAACGGAGUGCAGCAGCAGCAGCAGCAGCACCAACACCACUACCGCCUGCACCAACACCAAUAUCAGUGGUACAACAAGUACAAGCCCACCCACCACCGUCUUCUAAACCGGCCCCACCGACAGCCCCGCAGCAGCAACAGCAGUCGGUAACAAAUAUGGAAAUAGUAAAAGUUGAUAAUAAUGGUGAGAAUUUCAUGGGAGUGAGUCCGUCGAGGUGGCCAAAAGUGGAAGUUCAAGCACUGAUAAAUCUGAGAACAAGCAUGGAUAAUAAGUACCAAGAGAAUGUACCAAAAGGCCCUCUAUGGGAGGAAAUUUCUUCAGCAAUGAAGAACCUUGGUUACAAUAGGAAUGCAAAAAGAUGCAAAGAGAAAUGGGAGAACAUAAACAAGUACUUCAAGAAAGUGAAGGAAAGUAACAAGAAAAGACCAGAAGAUUCCAAGACAUGUCCUUAUUUUCAUCAGUUGGAUGCUUUGUAUAAGGAGAAAGGCAAAGGGGACAAUUCCGGUGGCAGCGGUGGUUCGAGCCAGGUGGUGAAGGCGGAUAACAUGACAGCGCCGUUAAUGGUUAGGCCGGAGCAACAAUGGCCACCUCAGCAGGAAGAAGAUAGGAUGAAUCGGGACCGUGGAGAGGAAGAAGAUGAUAUGGAUGAAGAUGAUAAAGAAGGAGAAGACGAAAACGAACAAGAUAUGGAUGAAAGUGGCGGCUGCGGUGGAGGUGGUAGUAGUAACUUUGAGGUAGUGGCAGCAAGCAAGCCUACGGUGGAUGCAUCAGCUUGAGAUGUAGCUAGUGAUAAUGGAGCAUGCAAAAAGGUCCAAAAGAAUAUAAACAAAAAUGAGUUUGUUGGGUGGGUCAGAGAAUAUUGCAGGAGUUGUCGAAAAGGUGGAGGAGAAUGGUGGUGGUGGUGGUGAUGGUGGAGAGAGACACUAUCUUGUGUUUGUGGAAGAAUUUGAAAAAACGUGUACGGUGGAUCGAAAUUGGAAUGACAGAUGGGCUUUGUGGAGGGAAACUUGGUGGGGGUUAGUUGGUACUUUUGUUGUAGCAUUGAUUAUAUAUGUUUUUCAAUUUUAUAAAAUUUGUUUAUUUUUUGGGGGGUGAUUAAUAAGUGAGAAGUCCAAUUAGAGAGAAUUAUUCAAGAUAUUAGAGAGAGUCCAUCAGUUCAUAUUUCAAAGUGUCAAAAUAAUCAAACUAGAGACCUUAAUUAAUUAAGGUUGUAUUUUAUUUUCAUCUUGUUUUAAGUUUAUGCUAGUGUAAAUUGGACAAGAUUAUUUGGGAUUUUAGUUUUUUCUAAAAUGUUUUGUUGGUA
Molecule: messenger RNA, 2710 nt
Organism: Trifolium pratense (red clover)
Lineage: Eukaryota; Viridiplantae; Streptophyta; Magnoliopsida; Fabales; Fabaceae
Product: trihelix transcription factor DF1-like
Exons: 2
Coding region: 234-2183 (649 amino acids)
Source: RefSeq, a predicted model, not a curated record